AUGCCCACAUUAACGUCCUGGCUCUUCAAGAGGAUCUACAAUACUCUCAAAGACAAAGACAUGAGAUCUUAUCUCUCAACUUGGUUCAGACUUGGUGCACUCGUGUUACCACUACUUCUUAUACUUUUCACUCUCUCCUCUCAAGUUGAAGUUGUGGAAUCUAGAGACCGCAAACUUGCGUUUUGGGAGAAGCCUAUCGUGUGGACACCUCCUUCAAACUCAUGUGGAGCUUUUCCAGCAGCAAUAGAGUCUUCCAAGUGGACGACAGGCCGACCAUGCAGACAUAGUCGUCCUCCAGGAACUAAUAUCUCAAACUCUUUAAUACUUCAAAAGUCGCCGGUUCGAGUAGCAUUUGGAACGAGACCAUAG
Capsella rubella is the source of this 369-nucleotide messenger RNA. RefSeq lists its product as uncharacterized. The coding region runs from base 1 to 369 and encodes 122 amino acids. NCBI's taxonomy places the organism in Eukaryota, Viridiplantae, Streptophyta, Magnoliopsida, Brassicales, Brassicaceae. The transcript is spliced from 4 exons. The record is from RefSeq and is a predicted model, not a curated record.